Cyprinus carpio (common carp) is the source of this 2261-nucleotide messenger RNA. RefSeq names its product endonuclease domain-containing 1 protein-like. Lineage: Eukaryota; Metazoa; Chordata; Actinopteri; Cypriniformes; Cyprinidae. The record is from RefSeq and is a predicted model, not a curated record. Gene Ontology annotation, molecular function: metal ion binding; nucleic acid binding; hydrolase activity.
GCAAGAUGGCGGCGCCCAUAGAGUUUGCGGCGGAUUUGUGUAUAUGCACUCAGUUGCAGGACCGUCAGGUGUGUCAGGUGAGCAGCGAGCAGUUAUUUGACUAUCACUGCAGUAUGGAAAAUGAGCACCCCGGGGACACUUUGUUAGGAUUAUUCAAAGGAGAUUUUGAAGAGGAGCUGUUUCAUUUCAAUCUAAUGGAUCACCGGACUGUUUUGCUGGUGUUUCUCUGCUUUCUGCUCGUCUCUGUGCGCUCAGAAGUGCAGAAAGAUUUCUCUCCCGAAUGCCGUGAGUUUAUGUAUAUGGGAACUCCCCCACGGGGUCUGGAGAACCACUCUCUUAAAAAGAUCUGCCAGCGUUAUAACGGCAAGCCUCGGUACGUUACUCUGUAUGAUGUGGUGGAUCACAUCCCGGUGUAUUCUGCGUACACUUUCAAACGCUCCGACGGCUUCAAGAAGGUUGACGUUCCUUGGAUGUUCGAGCCCCAGCUCUCCACGGCGUCAGACUCUGGUGAGAUGCAGCCAUUUCCUCCCAGUGAUGUCCACGACAGUUUUUCAGACGCCCAGGCCGUCUUGGAAGACUACUCAAACAUGGUUGAUUUCGAACGAGGCCAUUUGAACCCCGACGAGCACCAGGCUCACCCCGAUGACAAGGCAGCCACGUACACCCUCACCAAUGUGGUCCCACAGAUCCGCGAGUUCAACGUGGGCCACUGGAAACAACACGAGCACAUCAUCCGCCGUCGACUCAAUAACUACUGCCGCGGCAUGGCAUACAUAGUCACGGGGGUCACCACAUCUGGUAGGAUGAUCCGUAAAUACAACAUCAAUCGAGUGGCCGUUCCUACCUACCUGUGGUCGGCCUACUGCUGCAUCGAUUACGAUCACAAUGCCCCCUUUGAUGAGCGAUCCAGAUUCCCGGCCUUUGCAGCCUAUGGGCUCAACGAGAAAGAAGGAGCGGAGGUCAUAGAGAUGUCUGUGCAGCAACUGGAAAUUUUUUUGAAGAAGAACACCUUUGUGGACAAAAGGUUUCAGAUUUUCUUUGGGAACUGUGAGCCUAAUGAUGCCAUAAUGAAAGUCCAGGCUUAGGUGUCUUCAUCUUGCUUCUCUUAACCUAAAUUCAUAAACACAUUUUCAAACAUCAUUCAACUGUUAGAAUUGUGUUCUGUAGAAUGAAUAUUCUGCCAUAUGCUCUUAAAUAAAAGGUUCCAAUUAGAUUUUACAACUUAAUGAGACAGAAAAAGACUUUCUUCUAGAUUCCACUGAAUUCAUUCUUUAGUUCUUUAGAAAUCUAUUUUUUCAUCUACACUACUGCUCAAACGUUUGGUGUCAGUAAGAUUUUUGAUAUAAGUCUCUUACUGUUUAGCAAGGCUGUAUUAUUUGAUGAAAGAUACAGUAAAAUUGUGAAAUAUUAAUAACAUUUUAAAUAACUGUUUUCAAUUUUAAUAUAUUUGAAAAGUGUGAGGGCAAAGCUUAAUUUCCAUCAGUUGUCUGAAGUGUCACAUAAUCCUUUAAAAAACAUUCUAAUAUUUGUAAUUUUUGGAAACCAUUAUCCAUUUUUUUUAGGAUUCAAAAGAAAAGCAUUAUGGAAAUCUUUUCUUUUGUAACAUUAUAAAUGACUUUUCUGUCACUUUUGAUCAAUUUAAUGCACCCCUUGCUGAAUAAAAUAAUUGUAUUCUAAAUACAUACAUAUAUACAUACAUAAAGCACCCCUUUGAUUGGUAAGGUAUGUGAUUUAAAGAACCUGCAGUUUGAAAAACUACAAAAAACACUGCAUAACCUUCAUUUUUAAGGGUGUACUGAAUAAGAUUUUGAGCAUUAGACCCUGAAGAAUUUUCCCUAAGAUGCAUUUUACUUAAUUGUGUAUGAUUGCGGGCAAAAGCUAAAAUAAUUGGAUAUAACAAUGUUAACUUAUUUGGAUAUAACACUGUUCUCUCUCUCUCGUUUUGUUUUUGUUUGUUUCAUUUGAAGGGUGAAAAUCUGUAUCCAUUUCCUUUAGCCUUUACUGGUAGAAUUAAGAUCCAAUUUCAGUUUCAGAAAUAUUUUAUAUCGUCUAAUUAAGAAUAUUUGUCCAUGAGAGGACUGAAAAGAAUGAUGAAAUGAGAGAGAUUUAAUGACAAUAAUCAUCUGGGGCCUUAGGGUUUUUAUUAGGUCCAUUAACUUCUUUAUAAGACUGCAACAGCUAAAUCUUUUUGUCACUUUGUAAGCUUUACUGCAAUUUAUCUGAAUAUUGUAACUCUUCUAAAAUAAAAAUUUACCAUUUAA